AUGCGGCCGUUCCAGGAUCUCGCUAUUUCUUCCUCUUCGGAGUCUUCUGACCAGGAGACAGCGAACUUCAUCCUCAGCCAGUUUACGGCCAUAAACACGACCGCGCCUUCAGAAGAACAACAGACUACAAAGUUGGUUCCAUUUGUUGAAAUUCCCAAAAAAGAUAUCAAUAAGGAUGAUUACCCUUAUCUACCGGGCCAUUCAACUGUGGAAUCCAUAAGAUCUAAGGUGGAAAGCCUCACUGCGGACUCAUAUGAAGUAGCCCUCAAAAGUGGUGAGAUUGAAGUGCUAUCGUCGCGCAAGAUCCGAUCACUCAAAGGUGGCCGUGAAGCACUGUCAACGUUUAAUUCCCAGGCUGUCUUCUCCAGCUCCGAGUCAGCGGCCACAAGCAGCUCGGAGGACGAGCUUAUAUCACGGCGCCCGACUAGACGACAGCCAAGAAGGCCGCAAGCAGCUGAUUCCGAUAAUGGCUCUACACGCCCUAAAAGCCUUCGUCAAAGAAAUUUGGCUAGGGUUAACUCUUCAAUGCGACUUGCUAGUGUUGAAUCUGAAGAUUCUAGCACAAAAAGAAGGUCAAGCCGGCUAAACGCUCGCCGUGGUCGGUCAAGUGAGGAUUUAAUAGAAAUAGACAGUGAUGGCUCCAGUGAUAAUACCCACAGAAGGACGCGUUCAAAGAGAAGAAAAAUUUCAUCCCCUCCGUUGCGGGAAGCCCGCAAUGGAGUACGUACUUCGCAGCGGAAGCGAGCACAAGUCGGCAGCAUGGCCGAAAGAUUAGAGGACGACAUAUCUGAAGUAGAAGUGGUCCAGAAAGAGGCCAAGUACUCAGCUACACAGGAGAAAUUCUAUAAAUUGCCAAAAGAUGACCCCUUUGUGCUUCGUCACCAAUCUGCUUGCAGGGUCUGUUAUACGGCUGGAGACAGCUCCGAAAAGGGGGUGCUAGUCUACUGUCAGGGCUGCACAGAUUCAUACCACCAAGUCUGCCUUGGUUCCCGUGGGACCCGGAAUCAUUUGGUCAGCAAAGUAUCUUCAAAACUGUUCGUGCUCCAAUGUCGAUUCUGCCUUGGGCUUGCUCGUGAAAAAGACCCGACAGCUCCCCAUCAUGGCACCUGUACCGGCUGCAAGUCCUCUGGAGCAAUGACAAAGCCGUUAAGGACGCGCUUAACCACAAGACAAGAACAUAUGCAGCGUGAAGAGAACGGCGGAGAGGAUCCUUGUAUUGAUGUAGAUCAAGCUCUACUGACUGUGCCAGACAGUGUUAUGUUUCGCUGUGACUCAUGCAAACGCAGCUGGCAUAUGCAUCAUUUACCUAGAAAAUCCGGAACGGCAUAUACCGUCGAUGAUAGUCUAGAAGAGGCGGAGUUGUCUGAUAAGCGAUUCAAGGAGUAUUCUCGCCGCUGGACUUGUAAUGAGUGUGCGAAUCUUCCAGGAGAAAUCGAAACCUUAGUCGCUUGGAGACCGACCAACCUAGACAGCUAUACCCCGGGAUACGUGUCUGAUGAGAUCCCAGAGGAAGCUAAGGAGUAUUUGAUCAAAUGGCGGAAGCUUUCCUACUUUCAAACUUCCUGGAUGCCAGGCCCCUGGGUUUGGGGAGUUGCAGCUCAUGUUACACGGAAGGCGUUCAACAAGUCGGAAAAUGGACAAAAGCCUCGAAUGACAUCCGAAGAUGCUAUACCCGAAGAUUACCUUCAAGUAGAUAUUGUCUUUGAUGUCCAAUAUUCAAAUGUUGUUUCCGAGCGAACGCUUGAGAUCGAUCUAGCUCGAGCUGAUGAAGUUGAAAGCGCUUAUGUGAAAUAUAGAGGCCUUCCUUACGAGUCCGCGGUCUGGGAAAAGCCUCCUGACCGAAAGGAUGCUGAGAGAUGGCAAAGCUUCCAGUCAGCAUACGACGACUGGGUGGUAGGAAAUCAUAUCCAAAUUCCUAGACGCAGUGCACUGAAAAGACACCUCGACCAUGUCCGUUCGAAAGAUUUCGCCAAGAACUGGGUGCGCAAGAAGCAGCCUGAAAUACUCGUGGGAGGAGAAUUGAUGGACUACCAACUUGAUGGUCUGAAUUGGAUAUACUUCAUGUGGUAUAAGCAACAGAGCUCGGUGCUUGCGGAUGAGAUGGGCUUGGGAAAAACUAUCCAGGUUAUCUCAUUCUUUGCCACGUUAAUCCAGGACCACAACUGCUGGCCCUUCCUAGUAGUUGUUCCAAACUCAACCUGUGCAAACUGGAGACAGGAGAUUAAAAGAUGGACACCAAGCCUCCGAGUCGUUACAUGUUAUGGCUCAGCAGCUGCGCGGAAAAUUGCUCAAGAGUAUGAAAUGUUCCCCCAUGGAUCCAAGGACCUUCGAUGCCAUAUCGUCGUGACGUCCUAUGAAAGUAUGGUCGAAGAGAAGACCAGAAAGUUAUUCUCAACCAUCCCUUGGGCAGGACUUGUCGUUGAUGAAGGGCAUCGACUGAAAAAUGACAAGAAUCAGCUCUAUGAAACUCUCUUAAAGAUGAGCGUGCCCUUUACUUUGCUUCUUACGGGAACGCCGCUCCAGAAUAACAUUCGUGAAUUAUUCAACAUCCUCCAGUUCUGUGACCGCUCUCACAAUGCAGCUGCUUUAGAGGAGGAGUACAAAGAUAUGACUAACGAGAACGUCAACAAACUCCAUGAUAUGAUCAGGCCUUUCUUUCUCCGCCGAACCAAAGCCCAGGUGCUCUCGUUCCUCCCACCAGUGGCUCAAAUUAUCUUACCCGUUUCUAUGACCAUUGUGCAGAAAAAGCUGUACAAGUCAAUUCUUGCCAAAAACCCACAGCUAAUUAAGUCGGUGUUCAAGAAUACUGGCCCUAAUUCAACGGUCAGGCAGAGUGAACGCCACAAUUUGAACAACAUUUUGAUGCAGCUUCGAAAAUGCCUGUGUCACCCCUUUGUUUAUUCAAAGGCAAUCGAGGAUAGAGGUGUCAACUCUACUUUGCUUCACCGGAAUAUGGUCGAAGCAUCUUCCAAGUUGCAGCUUUUAGAACUCUUACUUCCCAAGCUCCAGGAGCGUGGGCACCGAGUUCUAAUAUUCAGCCAGUUUUUGGACUUUUUGGAUAUCGUGGAAGACUUUUUGGAUGGCCUUGGCCUUACACAUCUUCGUCUCGACGGCAGUAUGACUUCGCUGAAAAAACAGAAAAAUAUCGAUGCAUACAAUGCACCAGGCUCUGAAUACUUUGCAUUCCUCCUUUCUACAAGAGCCGGCGGUGUUGGUAUCAACCUUGCAACAGCAGACACAGUUAUUAUCCUAGACCCCGACUUCAACCCACACCAAGAUAUACAGGCUUUAUCCAGAGCUCAUCGUAUCGGUCAGAAAAAGAAAGUCAUGGUUUUCCAGCUUAUGACCCGCGGAUCUGCUGAGGAGAAGAUUAUGCAGAUUGGAAAGAAGAAAAUGGCACUGGACCAUGUACUUAUCGAGCGCAUGGAUGCUGAAGAUGAUGAUGAUCUUGAUCUGGAAGCCAUCCUGCGCCACGGAGCGGAAGCCUUAUUUGACGAUGACAGCACCGGGGAUGUCGUUUACGACUCACAAUCCGUUACUAACCUGAUUGAUCAGAGUGAAGUGGAAAACACCAAAGUAGGCAACGACACUUCCGCAGAAUCACAGUUUAGUUUUGCAAGGGUCUGGGUCAACGAAUCAAUGGAGGAUGCACUUGGUGAUAAUGAAUCUCCACCGCCACCAAAUAAUACUGUUUGGGAGAAGAUCCUUCAAGAGAGAGAAAAGGCAGCAGAACAGGAAGCGAGGGCCAAGGCAGAAGCGUUCGGGCGAGGUAAACGCAAGCGCCAGGCUAUCAAUUACCGAGGUCAUGACAGGAAUAACAAUGCAGAUAAUGAUAGCGAUGUUGAAUUUGUUUCCAAUGGCCAUUCUGACUCUGAGACCGAAGGAACCGCAGCGUCUGGGCAGUCGGAUAUGUUUACGAAACGCGCAGCCCGCCCAUUUAAACGUGCCAGCAUUGCCUAUCCUAGUGACGAGGAGGAAACACAAUCCGGCUCAAAGGAGAAGCAGCCUUGCGUGGCAUGUGACUAUCUACACCCUGUCGGUUAUUGUCAACUCAGACUCGCUGGAGUUGAGCAUUGUGGCCUCUGCGGAAUUGCCCACCUUGGCCACUUACGAACAUGUCCACAUCUUCAAUCAGAGCUACAAGUCGCAUCAAUGCUUGGCUCGCUCCGACAAAGUACGGAGUCCGGUGACCUUGUUGAAGCAGCUACAAAGUAUUUGCGAGGAAUUCGUGGACACCUUGUCGCCGCACGACGUAAAAAUAGCCAGAAGGCCGCAUCUCAAGAGCAUACACAAUACACAACAGCCAGAAAUCCUCCUCCAGUUCCCCCUCCUUCGUAUCCCCAGAACGCUCACCUUCAAAGCUACCCGGAGUACUCCUGUACCACUCAGUCACCUCCUCGGCCACAAUAUUCGAACUUUUCGGACCCCAGUUAUCGUGCAGCUCCCCCAAGGCCGGCCGUGCCACAUCCCGUCCAUCAACCCACACACUCUACAUCGCCGGCAGCACCUUACGGGUAUAAUUCACCCUAUGGCCCGAACUAG
This is a messenger RNA of Nannizzia gypsea CBS 118893, 4542 nucleotides long. RefSeq names its product chromodomain-helicase-DNA-binding protein 5. NCBI's taxonomy places the organism in Eukaryota, Fungi, Ascomycota, Eurotiomycetes, Onygenales, Arthrodermataceae. Gene Ontology annotation, cellular component: nucleus; chromatin. The coding region runs from base 1 to 4542 and encodes 1513 amino acids. The record is from RefSeq and is a predicted model, not a curated record. Gene Ontology annotation, biological process: chromatin remodeling; negative regulation of transcription by RNA polymerase II. Gene Ontology annotation, molecular function: ATP binding; ATP hydrolysis activity; chromatin binding. The transcript has 4 exons.